ACUUUCCUUGUUUUUCUUUGCAGGCAAACCAGAGAACAAGAAACCCCACCUGAUUUUUUUUAUUUCUCAGACUAUGAAAGACAUAACGCAGAAAUUGCAGCAUUUCAUUUGGACAGGAUCCUGGACUUCCGUCGUGUCCCACCGGUUGCAGGCAGACUGGUUAACAUGACGAGGGAGAUACGAGAUGUGACUCGUGACAAGAAGCUGUGGAGAACAUUUUUCAUCUCACCAGCCAACAACAUCUGCUUCUAUGGAGAAUGCUCCUACUACUGCUCAACCGAGCAUGCCCUGUGUGGAAAACCAGAUCAGAUCGAAGGGUCUCUAGCUGCUUUCCUUCCUGACUUGUCCUUAGCUAAAAGGAAAACCUGGAGAAACCCUUGGAGGCGUUCCUACCACAAGCGCAAGAAAGCAGAAUGGGAAGUUGAUCCAGAUUAUUGUGAAGAGGUUAAACAAACACCCCCGUAUGACAGUGGGACCAGAAUUCUGGAUAUAAUGGAUAUGACAGUUUUUGAUUUUCUAAUGGGUAACAUGGAUCGACAUCACUAUGAAACCUUUGAAAAGUUUGGAAAUGAAACAUUUAUUAUCCACUUAGAUAAUGGAAGAGGGUUUGGAAAAUACUCCCACGAUGAACUUUCCAUAUUGGUGCCUUUAAACCAGUGCUGCAGAAUAAGGAAGUCUACCUAUCUGCGAUUGCAGUUGUUAGCCAAGGAGGAAUACAAACUCAGUCUCCUGAUGAAGGAAUCUUUGCUAAAAGAUAAAAUUGCUCCCAUUCUCUACCAACCUCACUUGGAGGCGAUGGACAGGCGGCUGCGGAUUGUCCUCAAGGCUGUUAGUGACUGUAUAGAAAAGGAUGGUUAUGACAAUGUGGUUGAAAAUGACUUUAACGCUGAUGUUAACACUGUUGCGACCGAGAGGUAGUGAAAUCGCAAGACUACGUUUUUAUCAGCCAAUUAAAGAAGAUUCAAAAAGGAAAAAAAAGUCUUGCAAAAGACUGGUAUGCCACUUUGUGAAUUCAGUGAAUUCAGAAAUGAGAUAUAAUUGUUCCCAGAGUAGGUAAAGUGUAGACUCUGCAAAGGAUUAGCUCAUUAAGAAAAAUAGGUCUAACGUGAUGCUUUUCAUUAGUUCCCGAGAAGAGAUUAUGAAAAGGUUGAGAAAAUACUCAAAUCGUCGACAGACAGUGGUCUGAUAGCAAAACACCUCCUCUCCUUUUUGUAUAGCAAGGAGGCCUUUACUUAAUAUUUUGUAUUUAUAUAUGGUAUAUCUAUGAACCCCCAGACCUGCCUACCAAAUUUAACGAAGAGGGACAGCAUAGUUUUGUGACUCACACUUUAUUUGUGGUGACAGUCCACUUAGGAUUUUGUGUUAACCCUUUAAGUGCUCUAAUCCACUGUAUCUUAUUUAAAUUGAACACUUUCUUUAUUUCCAGCUAUUCAGCAUUUAAAGGGUUAAGGCAUUACAAACUUUUAAAGGCAAAAAAUAAUACUAAUAAUAAUAACAAUAAAUACAGUGAUUACCAGAAGGGAAUUUCACUAAUUGUGCAUUGACAGGAAUACUUGAAUGUUGGUUUUACAAAGUGAUGUAAAAUGACAAGUUGUACUAUUUAUCCUUAAGGAGGUGGCAGCUCUUAUCUUUCUAGACUAUCAUAGCUGAGCUGCUACUUUUCAACUUUGCUUUUGAUAGUUUUGUGUAAAUAUAUACAUAUAUGGGUAAAAAGCUGUUUUCAGCAGCUCUAGGCUUACUUUUGCAGCAUUUUUGUGGAAUUGUUUGCAACGUGGUAAAAGUGCAAUAAAGAUAUGGCAAAAUGUGUAGCCAUCA
Meleagris gallopavo (turkey) is the source of this 1815-nucleotide messenger RNA. The record is from RefSeq and is a predicted model, not a curated record. Lineage: Eukaryota; Metazoa; Chordata; Aves; Galliformes; Phasianidae.